Morus notabilis is the source of this 1794-nucleotide messenger RNA. Its product is annotated as ribulose bisphosphate carboxylase/oxygenase activase 2, chloroplastic. The coding region runs from base 98 to 1525 and encodes 475 amino acids. The transcript is spliced from 7 exons. The record is from RefSeq and is a predicted model, not a curated record. NCBI's taxonomy places the organism in Eukaryota, Viridiplantae, Streptophyta, Magnoliopsida, Rosales, Moraceae. Gene Ontology annotation, cellular component: chloroplast stroma; thylakoid. Gene Ontology annotation, molecular function: ATP binding; ribulose-1,5-bisphosphate carboxylase/oxygenase activator activity; ATP hydrolysis activity.
UCAAACCUCUUUGUAUACACACACAUACAAACAUAGCUAGCUCCACACAGCAACUCAACUGAAGCUUCCAUUUGCUUAGCUCACAAGCAACUGAGCCAUGGCUUCGGCAGUUUCAACCGUUGGAACUGUUAACGGAACACCUUUGGGCUUAAACAGCUCUGGUACCGGAGGCAACUCGGUGUCGAGCUCGGCUUUCUUCGGAGGAAGCUUGAAGAAGAUUAUCAGCCAAAGAUCCCCCAGCUUCCCGAGAAUUGGGAGUGGAAGCUUGAGAGUUGUUGCGGAAUUGGAUGAGGAGAAACAGACCAAAAAGGACAAGUGGAAAGGGCUUGCGUACGAUGUUUCGGAUGACCAACAAGACAUCACCAGAGGAAAGGGAAUGGUUGAUUCUCUCUUCCAAGCUCCCACGGGUACCGGCACUCACCAUGCUGUCAUGAGCUCCUACGAGUACAUAAGUGCUGGACUUCGCCAAUACAACUUAGAUAACAACAUGGACGGGCUAUACAUAGCUCCAGCUUUCAUGGACAAGCUUGUGGUUCACAUCACCAAGAACUUCAUGUCGCUUCCCAACAUUAAGGUUCCCCUCAUCCUCGGUAUCUGGGGAGGCAAAGGGCAGGGAAAAUCCUUCCAGUGUGAGCUUGUGUUUGCCAAGAUGGGAAUCAACCCCAUCAUGAUGAGUGCCGGUGAGUUGGAGAGUGGAAACGCAGGAGAGCCUGCAAAGCUGAUUAGGCAGAGGUACCGUGAAGGGGCAGACAUAAUCAGGAAGGGGAAAAUGUGCUGUCUCUUCAUCAAUGAUCUUGAUGCCGGUGCUGGUAGGCUUGGGGGAACCACGCAGUACACAGUGAAUAACCAAAUGGUGAAUGCAACUCUGAUGAACAUUGCUGAUAACCCAACAAAUGUACAGCUUCCCGGUAUGUACAACAAGGAGGAUAACCCCCGUGUGCCCAUCAUUGUCACUGGUAAUGACUUCUCCACUCUGUAUGCGCCUCUCAUCCGUGACGGUCGUAUGGAGAAGUUCUACUGGGCUCCCACAAGGGAAGACCGCAUCGGUGUCUGCACUGGAAUCUUCAGGAGUGACAAUGUCCCCUUGGAGGACAUUGUUAAGAUUGUUGAUACUUUCCCUGGUCAAUCUAUUGAUUUCUUCGGUGCCUUGAGAGCUAGAGUCUAUGACGAUGAAGUGAGGAAGUGGAUAUCGGGUGUAGGAGUUGAGAGUGUUGGGAAGAAGCUUGUCAACUCAAAGGAGGGCCCUCCAACUUUUGAUCAGCCGAAGAUGACAGUUGAGAAACUCCUCGAAUACGGUAACAUGCUUGUCCAGGAGCAGGAGAAUGUGAAGAGAGUUCAAUUGGCUGACAAGUACUUGAGCGAGGCCGCUCUUGGAGACGCCAACCAGGACUCCAUCAAGAGAGGAACUUUCUAUGGCAAGGCAGCUCAGCAAAUUAAUAUACCAGUUCCUGAGGGCUGCACUGAUCCAUUGGCAGCAAACUUUGAUCCAACGGCCAGAAGUGACAAUGGUAGCUGCCAGUACUAAAUCUAAAGCCAAUCUAAUGCUUGCCGAUGCUCCACGAGGAAUUAAUGAUAUUACUAGCAGCUAUUGAGUACUAUUCCUAUAUGUUGUGAUAAAUUACACUUUUGUUAUAGUGAAAUGAGUGUUUUGGUUUGCAUUUUAAUCAUUCCAUGAGCUAUGAUUAGCACCUUUUCUCUGUCCAUUUCCAUGAAGUGGAUGUUGUUUUUAGAAACCAACAGUUGUAAAGUAUUGUUAUGGGCGCUUGAUGUCAAAUAAAUCUUUUAAGUACAAAA